GACCCGUUUUGUCCGCCAUACUUUCAGACGGGGAUUUCAAACGCACUGAAUACAGAAUGUGUAGUUGAAGAACAACAGACUCUCGACUAGUUUCAUUAAGUAGUUGACAGUCGACAGUACAACAUAACAACUGCCUUGAAGUGAAACCGAAAAUAUACAAAUAUUACAUAAUCGUUAAAGAAUAAUACGGCUAAGUGUUUGGUGCAUUAGUGCCAUAAGGCUUAACACGGUGGAAAACAAUAGCUGAGGAGAAGUAGCAAUAUUUAGGACAACACUGUUAACCAAUUUACUCUCUGCUUGAUCCAGCAUCUUAAAUGUCAUGGCUAGACACAAAACAACAACUUUUCGGAAAAACCACUCAUAUGCUAUUUGUUAAGAAGAUAUAGAGAGAAGAUAAGAAGAUGGUGGCAAGGCAAAAAUGGAGCAAGAAUGUGGAAUUUUUAUUGGCAGCCAUUGGAUACUGUGUAGGACUGGGAAAUGUGUGGAGGUUUCCCUAUCUGUGCUACAGCAGUGGAGGAGGUGCUUUCCUGGUACCCUUUUUCCUGAUGUUGAUUCUGUGUGCAGUACCCCUGCUAUACAUGGAGCUGACCGUUGGACAGUACACACAGAAAGGACCGGUAGGAGCCCUGGGCAAGCUCUGCCCACUCUUUAAAGGUGCUGGUCUAGCCACGGUUGUGAUCUCAUUUCUCUUCACCACAUACUACAAUGUCAUCAUCGCCUGGGCGUUCUACUAUCUGUUUAGCUGUUUCCAGGCGGUGCUUCCCUGGGUCGGCUGUAAUCACGACUGGAACUCGCCCAACUGCUGGGAUGGCACUGCCACGCAGAACUUCACCAAUACCACCACUAACGCCUCGUAUAUGGUUCCUGUCAACAAACCUAACGGGACCAUUUCCCCAACUGAAGAUUUUUACCAGACCUAUGUACUGGAGAGAACUAAAGGUAUAGAAGAACCCGGGCAGUUAAAAUGGGAGCUUGCGUUGAUCCUGUUCCUGUGCUGGGUCCUGGUGUACUUCUGUAUAUGGAAAGGCCCAAAGUCUACAGGAAAGGUUGUGUAUUUCACUGCCACAUUCCCAUAUUUAGUUCUUGUCACGCUGUUGAUAAGGGGAGUAACUCUUCCAGGAUCUUUGAAUGGCAUUAUGUUCUUCAUCAAGCCGAAGUGGGAACUCCUCUUGGAACCAAAGGUCUGGGUGAACGCAGCAGCUCAGAACUUCAAUUCUAUAGGCAUAGCAUUCGGUGGCAUCAUUACUAUGUCCAGUUAUAACAAAUUCCACAAUAGAAUCAUAAAGGACGUGAUUGUAAUAGCUGUGGUUGAUGCCAUCACCUGUCUUCUGGCAGGGUUUGCCAUUUUCUCGAUUUUGGGAUAUCUGGCUGAAAACCAGGGGAAGUCUGUGGAUGAUGUCAUACAGCAAGGUCCUGGCCUUGUAUUUGUGAUUUAUCCAGAAGCCUUUACAACAAUGCCAGUGCCACAACUGUUUGCAGCAGUAUUUUUCCUCAUGUUGAUUAGUCUGGGAAUAGAUAGUCAGUUUGCAUCAACAGAAGUCAUAGUGACAACUAUCAAUGAUCAUUUUCAUUCACAAGUCAAGAAGUAUUUGAGAAGGAAAGAAGUGUUAGUGGCUCUGGUGUGUUUCUGCUCCUUUAUAUGUGGUCUGCCUAAUGUUACCCAGGGAGGCUAUUACUUCUUCUCGUUAAUCGAUCAUUAUGCUGCCGCUGUGUCACUCAUGUACUUGGCUUUCUUUGAAGUCAUUGCAAUCACCUGGUUCUAUGGUGCUCGUCGCUUAGGGAAAAAUGUCAAGGAAAUGAAUGGCAGUUCACCAAAUAUAUUCUUCAUUAUAUGCUGGUAUUUCAUAUCCCCAGUGUUCAUUUUUGGUAUCUGGUUGUUCAGCAUGAUAAGCUACCGUCCAUUCCAGUUGGAUGAUUACGAGUUCCCUGUGUGGGCCACAGUACUCGGGUGGUUCAUAGCUGCUCUCUCUGUGUUGUGCGUUCCGAUCGGCAUGAUCCACGCCAUCUAUCAGGCCAAAGGAAACACCUUGUGGCAGAAAUUUAGAAACUCCAUUGUGUCUCCAUUGAACGAAAACGCAGAAGCCUCCUAUCCAAGCCUCCAAAAUGGGGACAUUCUUCUCCAAGUUAAACCAGAGAUGAAAGAUUAUCCAAAUGCAUAUUAAUAUACAAGAUCUAAGAAAUCAACAUUUUCAUUAUCCCAGGGUAUAAUGAUAAAGGCAUAAUGAUAUUGAUAUACAAGAUCUAAGAAAUCAACAUUUUCAUUAUCCAAGGGUAUAAUGAUAAAGGCAUAAUGAUAAAUGCAUAAUGAUAUUGAUAUACAAGAUUUAAGAAAUCAACAUGUAUGUUAUCCAAAGGCAUAAUGAUGAUAGUAUUUUGUUGUAAUUUUUUGUAGCAUUUUGUCAAUUAAUCCCAUCACCUUGUAAAUUUUCAUUUUUUCUGAAAUUGAAGCUAAUUUUUAUGCCCCCGUAUUGAAGAUUAAGGAGCAUAUUGUUUUUGACCUGUCUGUCUGUCCAAAACCAAGCUUUUAAUUGAUAGGGCCUUCAUAUUUUAUAUGUGUAUUCCUUGUGACAAGGCCUUUCCUACAGGACAACCUUGUGAAGGUAUAUUGACCUAGACAUUGACCUUUUGAUGAACUCAUGAAAAAAUUGUAGAUAUAUUUGAGCUGCAAAAGACUAACUUUUAUAUUAAGUAGGCAUAAUCUUUCAGAGAGAGUCUCUUCUAUGGAGCAUGUAAUAGGAAGUUCCACCAAUACUGCUUUUGGCGGGACAUUCCAGUGUUUUGCAAAAUAUGUACAAUAUAGGGCUUGGGUAAUCAUAGAGCCGUUCCUAGCAAAAAAAACCCACCCUUAUUCAACAAUGUUUUAAAAUGUUGUAAUUAAAAAACGUGACAUCAUGUUCUUUGCAUAGUUGUAAAGAAAAACGUCAUGAUUACCAAUCAGCAAUUAGUUUCAUCUUUGAUUGGCUGUAAUAUUUUAAUGACAAUGAAUAUUGCUGUAAUUUUUUGAGGGAUUGUUCUCUGCAGUUCAUACUUUAGCAGCUAUCAUGCUACUGUGUGGUGUUCACAGCUUCUACUAAAUAAAUGAUGCUUUUCUGUAUAAAGCUAACAUUGUGCCUAAAUGAACCUUAUCAUCAGCAAUUCAGGAGAUUACAAGUACUUUACUGAAAUCAAUGCAAUCAUACAUAGAUAUGGCAUUUAUCCAGUGUUGUUCCUCAAGCCAAUAGGUCUUUUUUUUUACAUUUUAUAUGCUAUAUAUGCGUACAUGUAGAUCUUUAUAACUGAAUAUUAAUGUUUUUAGCACAUUUGUUGGCGAUUAAAUUGUGCUGUAGCCAUUAAUUAGCACCAUCUAUAAAUUAAAAUAUUCUUUAUCUAUGUUUGUUGACCUACCAGUAAGAUGUUCAGUAAAUUAGUAGGCAGUGGCGGAUCUAGGGGGUGAGGUUACAAGAGUUAUACACCCCCCCCCCCCCCCCCUCCUGUUGGUUGAGCAUUUUUUUUAAAAGGGUUGUGGUUUUUUUUUUGGGGGGGGGGGGGGGGAUGUCUUCAAACAACCCAUCCCCUUUCUUCGGUGGAAAAGGUACAAGUUUGAAAAUUUUCUGGAUACUUUACUGGUAGGAAAAACAACUUAUUUUAAGUAAAACAAAUUUUCUUUACCAAAUUAAUUCUACACAAAAUUUUCUAUAUCAACUUACACAUUUGAAAAAAAGUUUUGAGAUUUAAAAGAAUAAUUCCGUUCUGUUUGGAGUGAAAUAUAAAAUUGAAUAUUUUUUGGAGGAAAACGUAGAUAUUAAGAAUUUCAAAUCAGAGCAUUGGUUAGGUUGAAAAUGGGAAUCAAACAUUUUCAUUUAAGUUUAGUAUUUAUAUUUUUAGUCCCUUACUAUGGGUUUCCUCUUAAUCUGUCAGUCUCUCUGUCCCACUUGUUUUCUGUACCUUUUUUUCAUCAUAGUUUAAUUAGAAAGCUGAAAGGUAGUAUGUGGUUUCAGUUCCAAGUUUCAUCACAGUAGAGUGAUUAUAGAUAGGACUGUGUGCUAAAUAUACUAGUUUUCCAAACUUUUCCCCACUAUGCUUUAACUUAGGGAUCUAAAUUUUUACAUGUAGUUACCUAAUAUUUAGCACCAGUAGAUGCAGAUCAAGUUUCAAUUUUGUUACCAUGGUUGACCUAUUUUGACAAAUUUAAUAUUAUAAGACUUAAUUUUGUGGUUGAAUGAGCAACAAUGUUUUUUAGAUUUUUUUUUUAGGAAUUGGGAGAUUUAGGACCAUAUAGUUUUUCGUCUAUCCAUCAGUUUGUGACAGGAUCUUUGUUUUGGUACCAAAAGUAUUGACUUUGUGACCUUGAUCUUUGGGUUUGACCUCUACUCUUGAAAUACUUUAACCUUUGCCAUUAUCAUACUUUGCUCCAUACAGAGAUAUCAGCGUUCCACAAACACGUUUCACCAUGCUUGAGUUAGGGAGCUGAAGUUUGAUUUACUAAUGUACGUUUACAGAUCAAGUUUUAGUUUUGUCACAGUGGACUGAUUUUCACUCGAUUUAUGGAACAUUGUGCCGAAUGCAACUUUACAGUCUGACUUGUUCCAUACCAAUUGUUAGGCCAUUCUUGGAACCCUAAUUUUGACAAUGGUUACUCCAUUUACCUGAUCAAGAUAUAAGGCUAACGGUGGGUGUGACCGGUCAACAGGGGAUUCUUACUCCUCCUAGGCACCUGAUCCCACCUCUGUUAUAUCCACUGGGUCCGCGUUUGCCCAACUCUCUAUUUUGUAUUGCUUAUAGGAGUUCUGAGAUUGAUCACUGUUCGUUAUCUUCACCUUGAUAGGAGUUAUGAGAUUGAUCACUGUUCGUUAUCUUCACCUUUCUCUUUUGUCUACAAUUUAAUGUCUUGACUUGGAAAUCUGAUAUUUGGUUAUUGGAUGAGUAGACACACAUUCAGUUUCACUUUUGUCACAGUUGAAUGAGUAGAUACACUUUAAGUUUCACUGUUGCUUAACUGUGGAAUUAUUCUAACAAAAAUGGUAACCUUAGUUUCAUGGUUGACUGAAUUCUUGCACUCUGUCAAGUUUUCUGUAUUUUCUUGGACCAAAUAUACAUAGUCUGAUCAAGAUAUAGGGCUCACAGCAGGUGUGGCCAGUCAACAGGGGAUGCGUACUCCUCCUAGGCAUCUGAUCCCACCUCUGGUAUAUCCAGGAGUCUGUGUCGAUCUGCCCAAUUUUAUAUUUUCAGGAUUAAUUGACAUCGGGAUUUGUAGCACGUGUUGUACUCCUUUUAAAGCUUUAUAUUUGUCACAUAGAGGGAAUUGAAUUUCCAGUUUAUAUUUCUAUAGUAAGUUUUUUCUUGUAGUUUUACAUAAUUUUCUGUUUUGUGGAUGUGAGAUUUUUUGUACUCUUGUUAGUAUUAGAUGCAGGCUAUACUGAUCAGGCACUUUUGUACUACUGAUCAUAAUACUUGGCUUAAUCAUAAGUCAACAACUGUGAUAUGUUUGCACAUAAUAAAGGGAUUCAAUUGAUUGAU
Messenger RNA from Ostrea edulis (European flat oyster), 5496 nucleotides. RefSeq names its product sodium- and chloride-dependent GABA transporter ine-like. The record is from RefSeq and is a predicted model, not a curated record. The transcript has 15 exons. Lineage: Eukaryota; Metazoa; Mollusca; Bivalvia; Ostreida; Ostreidae. The coding region runs from base 402 to 2162 and encodes 586 amino acids. Gene Ontology annotation, biological process: sodium ion transmembrane transport. Gene Ontology annotation, cellular component: membrane.